This is a messenger RNA of Stegastes partitus (bicolor damselfish), 1521 nucleotides long. Its product is annotated as high affinity cGMP-specific 3',5'-cyclic phosphodiesterase 9A-like. Lineage: Eukaryota; Metazoa; Chordata; Actinopteri; Pomacentridae. The transcript has 14 exons. Gene Ontology annotation, molecular function: 3',5'-cyclic-nucleotide phosphodiesterase activity. The record is from RefSeq and is a predicted model, not a curated record. Gene Ontology annotation, biological process: signal transduction. The coding region runs from base 1 to 1521 and encodes 506 amino acids.
AUGACGACAAAAAUCAUUUAUUUCAUGGUUAACGGGAAGCUGGAGCAAGCCGAGCUGGGAGCCGACUGCUCUGCUGCAGAUGUCAAAGAUCUGUUUCGAGUGGCGGCGGAGGCAGGGCCGCACCACAUCCUGAAGAUGUACAACACAAACGGCAGCGUGGUGAACAUCUCCCCCCGGCUGGAAGCCAACAGCGUGGACUCGUACUACCGGCUGGAGGUGGUGGCGUCGGAUCUGCAGAACUCUUUAAUUCUGUUUCUUUCUGCAGGUGUGGCGAUGCCGCUGGAGCUGGACAGCAUGGAAUACAGGCUGCGUCACCUGGAGAACAAAGUAACUGAAGAUGUGGGAAAGACUCCAGAUAUCAUCUGUGAGCUGAAGACCCAAGUGGAAUCUUUCAAGAGAAAGCUGGAGAGCGUGGAGCACCUGAGCUGGAUGGGCCUGUUUAGGUACGACUGCGACCAGCAGCUCUCCAAGUCGUCCCAGAAACCCAAACUGCCUCAGAUGAGUGUGCAGGAGGAGCACCAACGAGUCCGCAUGAAGUUCUUCAACAUGAGCUCGCUGCAGGUGACAGAGGAGGUGCGAGAGCAUCUGAAAACUCCCAUUUUUGACAACUGGCAGUGGGAGGAGGCAGAGAUGCUGGUGCUGCUCCAGGUGAUGUACACCGACCUGGACUUCCUGACGGCGUUCAACAUGGAGGUGGAGGUCCUGCAGAACUUUCUCUUCGAGGUGUACUGCCACUACAACAACAUCCCCUUCCACAACUUCCAGCACUGCUUCUGCGUCACGCAGAUGAUGUACGGGCUGAUCUGGCUCACAGAUCUCAGGAGCAAACUAGGAAGGAUUGACCUGCUGAUCAUGCUGACCUCGGCUCUGUGCCACGACCUCGACCAUCCCGGCUACAACAACGUCUACCAGAUCAAUGCUCAGACUGACCUGGCUCUUCGCUACAACGACAUUUCACCUCUGGAAAACCACCACUGUGCCGUCGCCUUUGGCAUCCUGGCCAAGCCAGAGUGCAACAUCCUUAAAAACCUGACCACUGAGCAGUACAAACUCAUCCGAGGAGGAAUGAUCAAAUGCAUCCUGGCCACUGACAUGGCGAGACACAAUGAAAUCCUCAACAAGUUUAAAGUCCUGCAGCCGGUGUUUGACUUCACCAACAAGGACCACAAGGAAGUGCUGAUGAAGAUCAUGGUGAAGGUGAGCGACAUCUCCAACGAGGCGAGGCCGAUGGCGGUGGCCGAGCCCUGGCUGGACUGUCUGCUGCAGGAGUUCUUCAACCAGAGCGACACAGAGAAACUCAAAGGGCUUCCAGUGACUCCAUUCAUGGACCGAGACAAAGUGUCCAAACCGUCCUCUCAGACCAACUUCAUCCGAUUUGUUCUCCUGCCGCUGUUCAGCGAGCUCACCAAACUGUUCCCCUGUCUGGAGCAACAUAUUCUAGAGCCGGUGCGAGGAGCCCUGGAGUAUUACUCUAACCUGGAGAGAGCCACCAAGGAGGAGGGGGCCACCGCCAAACCGUGA